Messenger RNA from Ctenocephalides felis (cat flea), 429 nucleotides. Its product is annotated as tigger transposable element-derived protein 2-like. The record is from RefSeq and is a predicted model, not a curated record. Gene Ontology annotation, cellular component: nucleus. The transcript has a single exon. NCBI's taxonomy places the organism in Eukaryota, Metazoa, Arthropoda, Insecta, Siphonaptera, Pulicidae. Bases 1 to 429 code for a protein of 142 amino acids. Gene Ontology annotation, molecular function: DNA binding.
AUGGCUUCGAAAAGAAAACGUGUUGUGCUAUCGUUAGCGGACAAACUGAAAAUUAUAGAGCAACUCGAUAAAGGUGUAACGGAUAAGAAGUUGUCUGAGAUUUAUGGUUUUGGACAAGCAACAAUUUGUGACAUUAAAAACAGUAAGUCAACACUUUUAAACUUUGUUUCGGUGCUUGAAAAUGAAGAUGGAAGUUCCUCCAGGAAAACAAUGAAGACAGCAACCAACAAAAAUUUGGAAGAUGCCGUGUUUAAAUGGUUUUUGCAGCAACGUUCUAUGGGAAAUCCGAUUUCAGGUCCAAUCAUUUGUGAAAAAGCCAAAAUCUUAGCAGAAAAGCUUGGUUAUUCAUCUUUCAAGGCUAGUAACGGCUGGCUAAGGAACUUUAAAUUCAGGCAUGGUGUACGCGAGUUAGAUUUGGCUGGUGAGUAG